This is a messenger RNA of Venturia canescens, 2303 nucleotides long. RefSeq lists its product as uncharacterized. The coding region runs from base 513 to 2222 and encodes 569 amino acids. Lineage: Eukaryota; Metazoa; Arthropoda; Insecta; Hymenoptera; Ichneumonidae. The transcript has 2 exons. The record is from RefSeq and is a predicted model, not a curated record.
GAUACCACAAAAAAUCCGAAAUGUCGAGACCCAAGCUUUCAAGCCGCGUCCGAGUACGUCGGGCACGAGCACGAACGCAAAGCCUCCAGAUAAAGAUCCGGCAAUUAAUGAAAAUCAGUAUCAUAUGUCAAGCGAAAAUUCUCAAGUAGAACAUCUGACUGUGUCCAAGAAGAUCAAGAAACAGACAGCGAAAAAAUCGACGGCGAUUUGACGGAAAUGUGCGAAGCUGUGUCGAGCACCGAUUGUGAUUCUUUGGUAUCCUCGCCAAAAAAGAAAAAAAUAAAAGGAAAAAAAAUACCAAAAAUCAUGAGAAGAAAAAAGAGAAACGAUUAUUUCGCACAGUUUGGCAACGCGAUUUCCCGUGGGUAACGAAUUGCAACAACAAGCCGUUCUGCACUACCUGCCAAAAGUCACUCCAAGGAGGGCAGUCACACCUCCAACGACAUGAAAAAACGGAUUUUCAUCGAAAAACUUCUAGUAUUUCGUCACACACAGUAGCUCUCGAUGUGUUGAUGAAAGAAAAUCCCCGACUGAAAAAAGCAACUGAAGCAAAAAAUUCGGCCUUCAAACUGGCAAUGCUCAUUGCAGAGCAUAAUUUACCUUUUAAGUUCUUGGAACAUCUAACCAAGCUUUUGCCUGCCCUUUGCCCAGAUUCUGAAAUUGCCAAAAAAGUAUCUUGUAGUCGAACAAAAGGGAGAAGACUCAUCGUGGACGUUCUGGGUCCAGAGAGACUCGAAGAAGCGGCUUUCAAAUUACGCACGGCGAAGUUUUCACUCAUCAUUGAUGAGACGACCGAUAUAAGCACGAACAAAUGCCUCGUCAUGGUUGCCCGAUACUUUGAUGAUGACACCAACGAAAUAAGAGAUCGUUGUGUGGGGCUUUUAGAAGUACCAUGUUGUACCGCUGCGGCAUUACACUCUGCCAUAAUAGAAUUUUUAACUCUACAUCAAAUUCCUCUCACGAACAUGAUUGGAUUUGCAGCAGAUAGUGCUUCCGUCAUGAUGGGAGCUUUAAAUGAAAUUCAAGCGAAAUUAAAAGAGGCCCUUCCACAUUUGGUCGUGGUGGGUUGUCUCUGUCACUCGUUUCAUCUGUGCGCUUCCGCGGCUUGUUUGCAGUUGCCGCGAACAGUUGAGGAUUUGGCCCGUGAUAUAUAUUCGUACUUUUCACACAGUCCGAAACGUUUGGCACAGUUCGCCGGAUGCCAAGAAAUUGCUAACCUAGAACCCCAUCGAUUAUUACGACCGAGUCAAACUCGAUGGUUGUCUCUCCAAGCCGUGGUCAAUCGCAUUCUCGAACAGUGGCCAGCUCUAAUCAAAUUUUUCGAAAUUGCCGCGAUCGAAGACAGUCUGCAAGCUGCAAAUACGAUAAUGUACACGCUGAAAAAUCCAAUGUUCAAGCUAUAUUUUAGCUUUUUAUCGUACGUACUCGGUUUGAUAAAUCGAUUGAAUCUCGAGUUUCAAAGUCGAGACUCACUGCUGUACUGUUUAUUGGAUCGAGUAAUGGAGGUAUACCGGACCUUGCUGAAAAAUUAUUUAAAAACUGAAUACGUCAUGAAGACGUCUACGCAGUCAAUUGAUCCCGGCAAUGUGCGUGAGUAUAAACCCAUUGAAGAACUUUAUCUCGGAGCUCGAGUUGAGGCAAUGUUGACUGGUAUACAAGGGUACGCUGACGAAAUUCGAGAUUUCAAGCUACGAACACUUUCAUUUUACGUCGAGCUAUGUCGACAAAUAAAGCGUCGCAUCAAAUUUAAUGAUCCGGUCCUCUCAGCUUUAUCGAUAUUGAAUCCGAAAGUUGCUACAUCUGGGAAUAUUGCAUCGGUUAUUCCAUUGGCGCUACUCUUUCCAAAUCUCGUCAAAGAAGAGAAUAUGGAGGAAUUGAACUCUGAAUGGAGAUUACUUCCGGAGGUAGCAGAGUUGUCGAGUACGAGUGUAAACUUAAGCCUGGUUCAAUUCAUCAAUAAGAUCGGUGUGAUAAAAAACCAAGCAGAAACAUUAAUGUUUCCGCGAUUGCACUGCUUUAUGAAAUCUCUCGCAUGUCUGCCUCACAGCAGUGAGGCCAAAGCUCGCAAUAAACUUAAAGUCAGUACGAGCAAUACCUUGAUUUUAACUAAAGAACUGCUCCAUAAAAAAGCCUGCUAUGAAUGGCAACCAAAUAGCAAGUUAUUUGAACAAGAAAAGAAGACAAAAGAGAUCGAUAUCGAGUCAGACAGUGAUGAUUCUUGAUCGUGUCGGAAUUCGAAAUUUGGAAAGAAAAAUAUCGUCUCAGUCUCUACAUUCUUUUUGAUAAUAUAAAAUAAAUGUAUG